AUGUCUUCAAAAGAGAAAAUUGAAAAUAAUAAAGUGUUUAAUAGAAGAAGAGCACGAAAAAUUCAGACCCAUUUAUCUGUUGCUCCUAAUUUGGAUGAUGUUAAUGAUGGUAUUUGGCCAGCCUGGGCUUUACCAGAUAAUUGUAAUGAUGCUGAUCAUGACUUCGAAUCUGAUAAUUAA
Molecule: messenger RNA, 180 nt
Organism: Dentiscutata heterogama
Lineage: Eukaryota; Fungi; Glomeromycota; Glomeromycetes; Diversisporales; Gigasporaceae
Source: the annotation of a GenBank genome assembly